Molecule: messenger RNA, 811 nt
Organism: Puccinia graminis f. sp. tritici CRL 75-36-700-3
Lineage: Eukaryota; Fungi; Basidiomycota; Pucciniomycetes; Pucciniales; Pucciniaceae
Exons: 2
Coding region: 20-811 (263 amino acids)
Source: RefSeq, a predicted model, not a curated record
GCUUCAAUAAUCAUUAAUCAUGGAGCAUAUACCUCAUUCCAACAUGUUAGAUUCUCCGGCAGAAUUUUCUGCUGGCUCGUUCACCCCCCCAGGAACUCCACCCCCUCUUCCGGGUGUCUCAUUCACCCCCCCAGGAAGUCCUCCAUCUCUUGCCGAUGGCUCCUCCACCCCCCAAGGAACUCCUCCACGUCCUACCGCUGGCUCCUUCACUGCCCCGGGAAUUCCACCUCGUGUUCCUGAUGUGUCCUUCACUCCCCCAGGAACUCCUCCUCCUCCUCCUCCUCCUUCCAACCCCGUCCCCAUUCCCACCCCGGAAGUGAUUGAAAUCUCUGAUGAUGAUGACGAGCCGAUGGAGCAAGAUCCAGUUGAGCAAUCGUGGCGGCGACUCAGCCACCUCAUCAAAAACCGUGAGGAGCGAAUUCGAGCGGCUCUUCAGACUCUGGCUCCUGAAGAUGGAGAAAGGAUGAUCGGUUUUUUCCGCAAGAUGAUGAAAUAUUUCCUCGAACUCUCCGAAAACACGCAUCGAGACAGACUCGAUGCUAGAGAGCACUCUUACCUCCUCCGCGAUAUUCCUCAAAUCCAGCUUAUCUUGCAAGCGACCGAGGAAUCCAAUGCGCAACUCUUGGCCGAUCUGAUCAACCACUGGAUCUCUCUUAUCCAAAACCUUUCCAACGCUCGCAGAUCCCAGAGAAUUCAAGACCUGUUGGCCUCCAUGAAGAAUCCGCCCGCCCGCUCGGCUCGGCGGCACGCAGCAAUGUUCGAGCACCUUGCCACCUUACCCAUGUCUUCCAUCGAAUCUGCCUUGAAGUAA